AUGUCAGUUCAAGACAUGGAGCAAGCUGCAGGCUUCUCCUGGCUUGAUGCCCACCCCAUAUUUGUCAUUAUUCUCGUCGGCCCCAAUGAGAAGCCCUUUGGUAUACAGAAAGACUUUCUCUGUGCCAAGUCAUCGUAUUUCCGCAAGUACUUUAUCGAAAAUCCCGACGACAAGGUCGAAUGCAUUGUGAAGCUACCCACCGCGUCCGAGGACACCUUUGGCCACGCUCAGAACUUCAUGUACACUGGCAGACUUUCGGACACGGCAACCAUGCCUGGCUACGAUGUCCUGAUUGACGCAUGGAAGCUUGGCAACCAGCUUGAUGUUGAGGGUCUCUGUGAUGCUGUGCUGGAAGCCAUGAAUGAGUGUCGUCGUAACACCCACACCAUCCCGGCCACCCCCCUUCUUGUCGAGGUCUGGAAUGAGACACCUGAGGGGUCUGACAUUCGUAAGCUGCUACUUAAUUGGGCAGCUGAAUAUAUUCGCUCGUCCGAGUCUCGAAGCGAGUUCAGCAAGUCCCUGCCGCAAGAGCUUCUGAGCGAGCUGGUUGUGGCCAUGAGUCACUUGAAUUCAGCUCCGGUCAUUCGAGUCAGCAAUCAGUCGCCCGUCAACGGCGGCGCCCAGCGCAAGAAUGUCCACUAUUUAGAAGACGAUCACGAAGAUGAACGCAGGGCCAAGGCAUCGAAGCGCAGCCACUCGGAGGCGGGCUCACCCGUGGAACCAAAGCCCAAGGACGUUAAGCCUCGCGCCAGAUCUUCAUUACCCAAUUUGAAGGUUGUGAAAAGCCGCAAGAGCCACGGAAGUACCAACGGCAACGUUGAGCCUACAAAGGAGGAUAAGCUCGUUUUCUGUGCUGAUCUUCUGACCCGAAUGCUUAGUGGGCCGGGUUUUUGGACGCGCCUUGUCGGUCCCUUCCGCGAGCCUGUCAAUCCAGUUGAAGACGGCGUUCCAGACUACUUGGACAAGGUCCAAAAACCAAUGGACCUUGGCACAAUCAAGAAGAGGAUGGACAGCGCCGGAUACAACAGCGCUGAAGAGUUUGCCGCCGACGUCCGCCAGAUUUUCAAGAACUGUUAUACUUACUGGGACCGUAACACACCCAUGUGGGCGACAUGCGAGAAGUUUGAAAAGACAUUUGAAGAAAAGUACUCCGGAAUGAACAAGUGGAUCGCUAAGUUCGAUGGGGAGGAAGUCGGCUAA
This is a messenger RNA of Pestalotiopsis fici W106-1, 1200 nucleotides long. RefSeq lists its product as uncharacterized. Gene Ontology annotation, biological process: regulation of DNA-templated transcription; chromatin remodeling. Gene Ontology annotation, cellular component: chromatin; nucleus. NCBI's taxonomy places the organism in Eukaryota, Fungi, Ascomycota, Sordariomycetes, Amphisphaeriales, Sporocadaceae. The record is from RefSeq and is a predicted model, not a curated record. The transcript has 3 exons. Bases 1 to 1200 code for a protein of 399 amino acids.